AUUACUGCAACAGCUGGAGAAGACAUCACUUUGCCAUGUCACCUGGUACCUGGAGAAAAUGUUGCUGCGAUGACUUCGGAGUGGACAAGACCCGACCUGGACCCCAGAUUUGUGUUUCUGUGGCGUGCAGGUCAGGACCUCAUAAAUAUGAAAAAUCCGUCCUACAAAGGUCGGUCAUCAUUGUUCACUGAUGAACUGAAACAUGGAAACAUUUCACUGAAACUAUCCAAAGUAAAACCUGCAGACGAGGGCAGAUACAGAUGUUACAUCCCAGACAAGAAUGAAGAAGCUUUUAUUGAUCUUGUGGUCGCAUCAGGUGCUGUCUCCUCACCUGUCAUCAGCUUAUCAAACCUUGAUAAAGCCAUCAGUGGAGUGGUUUUACAGUGUGAGUCUGCAGGCUGGUAUCCAGAGCCUGAGCUGCUGUGGUUGGACGGUGAGGGAAACCUCCUCUCUGCUGGACCUACAGAGACCCUCAGAGGUCCUGAUGACCUCUAUACUGUCAGCAGCAGAGUGACUGUGGAGAAGAGACACAGCAACAACAUCACCUGCAGAGUCCAACAGAGGAACACCAACCAGAGCAGAGAGACACACAUACAUGUUCCAGGUAAAUAUGAAUACUUCCAGCUCAACUCCAGUUCUGCUGCUCCCAUUAUCAUUGGUGUGGUUGUUAGUUUGGCUCUAAGCAUCGUCUUGAUUUUAAUUGGAGUUUUUUUCAUCUGGAGACGAAACAAAACAAAUGUCUGGAAACCUCACUGCUUACAAAAAAAACAAGAAACAACAAAAACUGAACCAGACCAAGAGCAGGAGACGCUCAUGACACAGGACAUCGAGCCAUCUGGAGGCUCAUCAGCUCUCAAAAAACAUCAGCAACUGAUGGAGAAAAACAUGAAAGAGGAGGAAUCCAGUAAAAACGAGUUGGAGAAAAACCAACAUGCAGCUGAGGAGAAGCUGAAGGAGGAACAUCAUCACCUGCAGAAGAAACAUGCAGAGAUCAGCAACAUGAAGAAAGAAGAGGAAAACCAGGAAGCUGACAAGAUGUUGAAAGAUGAUAAAAAACAGGAUUUCCAGCAGGAGGCAAAACAACCAGAUAUCACAGAAGUGGAGAGGCCCCAGAACACCCCAGAGCAUGAGACCCCCAAAAGGACAAACACACAAACAUUUGUGGCCACGAAUCAGACAAGAGCAAAAGAGAGCGCUGGAAGGAGACCCCCAGCAGGCACAGAGCAGAAGCCCCAGGAGUCUGCGGUUACGAGCUCACAGGUUCAGCCUGCAGCCGACUGCACCACAGCAGACCGACCUCUGAGCCCAGAGACCCAAGAUCCAAGGGCCCUCCACACCCCAACAGGGGCCCAUCAGAGCCAGGGGGGCCAAACCCGACCAAGCAGCUGCCAGGAGGAAAAACAUGAAGCUGACAAAAAGUUGAAGGAGGAUGAAAAACAGGAUUUUCAGCAGGAGGAGAAAAAAACACCCACUAAGGAAUUUUGGAAACAGUUGGAGAAAAACCAACAUGCAGCUGAGGAGAAGCUGAAGGAGGAACAUCAUCACCUGGAGGAGAAACAUGCAGAGAUCAGCAACAUGAAGAAAGAAGACAAACACACGCACAUUUGUGGCCACGACUCAAACGAGAGCAGAGGAGAGCGCUGGAUGGAGACCCCAGCAGGCACAGAGCAGAAGCCCCAGGAGUCUGCGGUUACGAGCUCACAGACUCAGCCAGCAGCCGACUGCACCACAGCAGACCGACCUCUGAGCCCAGAGACCCAGGAUCCAAGGGCCCCCCACACCCCAACAGGGGCCCAUCAGAGCCAGGGGGGCCAAACCCGACCAAGCAGCUGCCAGGUACGGGGAGAAGGUGGCAGGAACCCAUAUCCUGACAAUGCUGAUGUGAUGUGUGAAGGCAUGUUGAUAUGGGAUUCUCCAGACAAGCUAAAGAUCGACCUCAUCAGCAGCACUGGAGAGCGCCACAGGCUAAAGUGA
Messenger RNA from Haplochromis burtoni (Burton's mouthbrooder), 1974 nucleotides. RefSeq names its product muscle M-line assembly protein unc-89. Lineage: Eukaryota; Metazoa; Chordata; Actinopteri; Cichliformes; Cichlidae. Bases 70 to 1974 code for a protein of 634 amino acids. The record is from RefSeq and is a predicted model, not a curated record. The transcript has 11 exons.